Messenger RNA from Salvia miltiorrhiza (redroot sage), 1198 nucleotides. Its product is annotated as 28 kDa ribonucleoprotein, chloroplastic. The coding region runs from base 153 to 965 and encodes 270 amino acids. Gene Ontology annotation, cellular component: cytosol. Gene Ontology annotation, molecular function: mRNA binding. The record is from RefSeq and is a predicted model, not a curated record. Lineage: Eukaryota; Viridiplantae; Streptophyta; Magnoliopsida; Lamiales; Lamiaceae. The transcript is spliced from 4 exons.
CAAUAUCUCCUCAAGUAAGGGAUAAAACUGCAAUUCCGCCGCAUAAACAUAUGACUCAUGAGUAUUCCUUCUCUUAUCCUUCCCCUCCCUCACUCCCUCUCUCACACAUGUUCAUCAAUAUUAGCUGGAGCAAUAUUUGCAAACUGCUAUAAAUGGCCGCCGCAUUUCGAAUUCUGUAUUUCCCUCCCGCCACCUCCCACACCCACCUGCCGCUACCCAACCACCGUCUUCUUCUAUCCGUCGGCAGCAGGCCUCGGAAGUCCAAUUUACACCUGUUCCUCAACGCCCCACUCCGAGCCCUUCCAGCUAUUCAAUCACAAAUUACCGCCGAAUCAGAAGAUGAAGUUUCUACGACGAGGUUGCUCGUCCAGAAUGUUCCAUGGACAUCCACCGAGGAUGAUCUUCGCCCCCUCUUUCAGAAGUAUGGCACUGUUGUCGAAAUUGAGUUUUCAAUGUAUAAUAAAGAAAGGAAUAGGGGUCUUGCUUUUGUGACUAUGGGUUCUCCUGAUGAAGCACUUGCUGCUUUCAACAGCCUCGAAGCCUCUGAAUUUGAGGGUAGAGUGUUGAAGCUUAAUUGGGCAAAACCGAAGAAGCCGAAGCAGCCGCCGUCCCCGCCGCGGCCUAAGGCAGUGCACAAUUUGUUCGUGACGUUUUUACCGUUUCAGGCGAGGUCCAAGGACCUCAAGGAGUUCUUCAAUGCUCAUAAUGCUAAUGCAGUUUCUGCUGAAAUCAUAUUUCGUGAUAAUCCUCGCCGAUCAGCUGGUUAUGGCUUUGUGUCCUUCAACACUAAGGCAGAGGCCGAUGCAGCACUCGCUGCGUUUCAAGGAAAGGAGUUUAUGGGGAGAACCUUACGCGUUGCGCCAAGUAAGAGAUUCUUGAGGCAGGAAACAGCGGCGACUAUUCAAUCAGCAAGUGAAAGUGAGUCGGGCUCUUCCGAAGAAACCUCAUCGUCUACUGAGGUUUAGUUGCUUAGUUUUACAAGUGUUUGAAUGCAUCCUCAUAUGCUAGAUGAAAAAAUGUUGAUCAUUGGCAUUAGAAUGGGGAGUGAAGAUAACUUGAUAGCUUUCUUGUCGACUUCCUCUUCUACAAAUUUUUGGAUUCAGCAGAAAUCUACAUGAUGAAGAUAUAAAUACUCAAUUAUAUGAGCAAACAGUUUUGAUAUGGAGAUCCAUGAUCUUUGAGUGUGUUUUCUCCCAAA